Planococcus citri (citrus mealybug) is the source of this 1249-nucleotide messenger RNA. RefSeq names its product chymotrypsin-like elastase family member 1. Lineage: Eukaryota; Metazoa; Arthropoda; Insecta; Hemiptera; Pseudococcidae. The record is from RefSeq and is a predicted model, not a curated record. The coding region runs from base 6 to 1052 and encodes 348 amino acids. The transcript is spliced from 7 exons. Gene Ontology annotation, molecular function: serine-type endopeptidase activity. Gene Ontology annotation, biological process: proteolysis.
CUUGAAUGAUUUGUUCAGUUUCUUACUUAUGCAUCACGAUGGCAAAUACACCGAUUGCUCUUUCACGUACGAUUAUAAGCUUGUGGAUUGGAAUACAAGCCUACAGGCCUCAGGUGACAUCGUUCAGUUCGUUGAGGGACAACUAUGUAAUGGCUUAUGAGAACAACACAUGGGCUGAUAAUCAAAUGAAGAAAGCACAAAAUAAAUGCAGAGAAUAUACACGAUACGCCUGCCUGUAUAAAACACCUAAUGCAAAAAAUGUCCAUAUGGAUCGAAUACUGAAUGGAGAAUAUGUUUCUGAAGGGAUGCUUCCUCACAUGGCAUUUCUACUAUUCAUUCUUGGAAGAAAUAGGGGGAGGACUUGCUCUGGUACGUUGAUCAGCGAAAAAUUUGUGAUGACAGCUGCUCAUUGUACGUUUGGCACCGUUUGUGCAGGGAGACAAGUUAAAAUCAAACUGGGAAGUUUGGACACCACUAACGAUAGGACCGGCCGUUGGUAUGGUGUUGAUCACAUCUACGACCACCCGUAUUUCAAGGAUGCAGAUGCAGAUAGGAUUAGGAGUGCAAAAGCCUGGCCUCACGAUAUUGCCCUAAUAGAACUAUCCGAAACAGUGCAUUUUAAUCGAAACAUCAGACCGAUAUGUUUGAACACUAAUUACGAGAUUAGCGAGUACAAUAGUGCUAUUGCCGCAGGGUGGGGUCAUACUGAGCAUGGACAAACCAACUUUCUCAAAAUGGUUGAAUUACAAUUGAAGGAAUCGCACUGUGAUCUUGCUUACCAAGAACAUAUUGUAUACUCUGACAUAGCCAAAUCAUACACCAUUUGUGCCGCAGAGGACCAAAAAAACAUUUGUAUGGGUGACUCCGGAGGACCUCUACAUGUUCUGAUGAAUGAUACAUGUCCAAACAUGUAUGAACAAAUUGGGGUAGCUGCGAAUUCAGUAGGAGAGUGUUCGUUAAAUUGUACUUACAGUUUAGCGAUAUUCACAAAAGUUUCACUUUAUGUUCCUUGGAUUGCUAGCAUUGUUUGGCCUGAAGAAGGCGGAACAUGAAAGUAUAACAUUAAGUAUGUACCUUACCUACUACCUAUCGUCGAAGAAUUUCAUCGAUCAAUAAAUUUUAUUAGAUGCAAAUGCAUCACCGUAAAGGAAGAGAGCCAUUUCUUAAUUGAUGAAAUAUUAUCAAUUUUAGAUUGUCAAAUACACAACCAAAGUAUACUAUACACAUUCAAUAUAUUUUCGACUACGUA